Molecule: messenger RNA, 216 nt
Organism: Lithohypha guttulata
Lineage: Eukaryota; Fungi; Ascomycota; Eurotiomycetes; Chaetothyriales; Trichomeriaceae
Exons: 2
Coding region: 1-216 (71 amino acids)
Source: RefSeq, a predicted model, not a curated record
AUGGUCAAAUGUCCAGACUGUGGCGCUGGCGCCGAUCUAACAGCUGAUGGCUCCCACGCCCAUUGUGCCUCCUGCAACAACAUCUUCGAACCCGGCAAAGAAGGAUCAGGUGAAAAAGGCUCAGGAAGCAGCUCAGGCGACAGCAAAACGUCGGAAUCACAGGCUCAGACGAAGGGAAGCAGUACCAAGGACGACGGGGAGGAGCAGUCGAAGUAA